GGCACCCGAUUCAAUAUGCUCAAUAUGCACUCACUCUCUGGCCCACUGAGGUUAGUAUACUGUUUAGGCAGUGGCCAUCUAGUGCUUGCGAUUUACGUAGUACUAUACAUACACCGUAACCUGACGCAGACUUUAUUAAGGUAGCAAAGGUUAGACAAGGGUGUCGACGUGGGAUUUGCGCCCGCGCUUCGGCGACAUCAUUCGACGGCCUGUCGUCCGUAAUCACAUCAUGAACGACCGGCCCUUUUCCCUACGGCCGCGUCCUGCGCCGAGCCGGGGACCGCGGUCGAUUGAGGAGUUCAUCCGGCGCAUCAGUACCGAGCCUGGCGGAUUUCGCGCUCUCAACUCGGCCGAACUGCAGGCCCAGGUCGGCGCCCGCCAAAACGGCGCCGACGGUGAUCGCGAUGUCGACAUGACCGAUACCCCGUCCGAGGCCGGCAGCGAUGUUGUGGAAGCGAAGGAUGUCGCAGCCGCCCGGGACGAGCUGCUUCGUGCCAUCAACCAAACCCACCAGACAUCCAUGUUCGCCCUCGAUUUCGUGUCCCUCCUCCUGUCCAAAGAGAACCCGGCGCAGGCCGUCGCCACCUUCAGCCCCGGCCUGCGAGACAUGGUCGGCAUCGGGACCCUCGGCGCCUCAAUGCUCGAAGCUCCCACGACUCUUGCUCACGGCAGAGUGCCCGACAACAAGCUGGUGGCAAUUGGCAAGCGUCUGAUGGACCUGAACAAGGCCGCCGACGCGGCUUUGGCCGCGUCCAAAAGACUGCAGCAGGAGAUUGGCUUCGAGACCAAAUACUGGUCCGAAGUGCUGGCCGUGAGCGAGGCCGGUUGGCAGACGUUCCGCAUGCCCUAUGAGCCGCAGACUAUGGGCGUCAAGUUCGGCUUUUCAAAUGCCGCCCCCGAGUUCAAGGCUCAGAGCAUUGCGCCUAUGAGGAGGGCAGCAGAUGGUUCCAUCCGGCUCGAGCAUGGGAAGAUGGGCGGCGGAACCAAGCGUCUCCAAGUCAGCAUCCUUGAGAACGGGGUUACCGUUGGCAGGUCGUCGUUGCCCCGGCCGCUGGCCCCAAAUGCACCGCUCCAGGACCGUGUUAAGGAGUCGCGAGAUAACAUCUUUGCUCGCGAGCUGUGGCUUGAGAUCAACAGGGAGGCUCGCAUGCUGGGCACCCGCGGUGUCUCCUUGGAGGGCUCGGCUGUGACCUACCCCCUGAACGACACACAAACCGUAUCCCUCCAGCUCGUGACUCUUGGUGAGGAGGAAGCGACAUCAUCCGGGGAGCAUGCAGGCGCGCAAGACGCCUUAGCGAAUUGGCUGUGUACAACCUUCAGCCUCCUGCUUAGCAAUGCACACAGAGCCAACGAGCAGAAGCGGUCUGAGUCGAGCGCCAACAAGAGAUCUACCCCUCCGGCCUCCAUCCUCGCACCGUUGAUGACCUACUAUGAGUACGACAGAACCAUCCAGAAGUGUGCGCGACACCUGGCCGUAUUCAACACCGUCCUUCAUGGUGCCGGGGUCGGCACUCCCACCGUUACCAUGAGAGAGACGCCCUUCACACCCAUGCCCGGCGUCCCGGCGUCGACAUCCCUCGCCGAGGUCUUUCUCAAGCCGCCAACGGUCCAGUUCGACCUGACCAUCACGCCAAUCGCCCGUGUACAGAUCCUUCUCAAGCCCACUCUACAGUCCCUCUCGGGCGCAACCUUCUCCGUUUCCUUCGUCCCAUCGGGCCAGCCGACCGCCCCGAACCCACUCGUCGCGCUAACCCCGCUGGCCCCCGAGGAGAACACCUGCCUCGAGGCGCUCUUCACGUACCUCCACGCCACCGUGCCCUGCGCCAUGGCAGCGUCGUAUUACCGGUUCGUUCGGCAGCAGACGGAGAAGUCCCCUGCCCCUCCGACGCCCGACGGCGCUGAUCCAAGCCCGCCGCUGCCAAAGUGGACGAUACACUGGAACAACAACGGCAUCAUCGAUUAUGACACGGGCGAGUAUGGCGUGUAUUUCGACUUCGGCCCCAACCAGGGCACCGGCACUCUGGAACUGAAGGUCACGGGUGUCUUCAUGGAGGAGGGGAAGAAGGUGCGCAGGGAGUGGGUGUGGCCUGGGGCCGAAGGCGCCAUUGGCUCGGUUGUCAAGCAUGUCCUUUCCAAUGGCCCUCCGGAUUGGGACGAGGUAUAACUCCCGAGGGUUGGCGUCUUUGGUGCAAUCGCAAGCCUGUUUUAUAAAGGGGGCAUCGUGGUAAUAUCUAGGAAAUAAGGUUGCGUAUAAUUGCACUGGGUGCAACUAGCAUACGUAGCUAGGGACCCAAAAAGCUAAAUACGAUUGCUCGUUGCACUGCGGAGGCGGAACGGGAACUAAGAGCAUGGGAAAGAACCUACGGUAGACAGUUCUCUAUU
Chaetomium strumarium is the source of this 2382-nucleotide messenger RNA. Its product is annotated as subunit 17 of mediator complex-domain-containing protein. Gene Ontology annotation, molecular function: transcription coregulator activity. Gene Ontology annotation, cellular component: core mediator complex; mediator complex. The record is from RefSeq and is a predicted model, not a curated record. The transcript is spliced from 4 exons. The coding region runs from base 230 to 2164 and encodes 644 amino acids. Gene Ontology annotation, biological process: regulation of transcription by RNA polymerase II. NCBI's taxonomy places the organism in Eukaryota, Fungi, Ascomycota, Sordariomycetes, Sordariales, Chaetomiaceae.